AUGAUGGACCUGGAGUGCAAUGACAAUGGCCACUUUCUGGUGAACCAGACCGUGCACGACUUCUCGUGGCGAGGUCUGACGGUGACGGUCAAGGAUCGUGAGACGAAGCGGUCUCGCGAUUUGAUCAAUGACAUCGCCGGUGAUGUGCAGCAGGGAGAGCUCGUUGCCUUAAUGGGCCCGUCGGGCUGUGGAAAGACCACGCUGCUCAACGUGUUGGCUCGGCGUGCCGCGUCAUCUGGAGCCAAGGUCCUCGGGAAGAGCUAUGUCAACGGCUUACAAGUAGACUCGAAGGCUUUCCAGCGGAUGAAUUCAUAUGUUGAGCAGGAAGAUGCGUUGAUCGGAUCCUUGACAGUGCAGGAGACCUUGAAGUUCGCAGCAGAUCUCUCGCUGCCUAGCUCGGUGUCGAAACGCCAACGCAUGGAUCGGAUCCAGACACUUUUGGACGCAUUUGGUAUACAGAACCAGGCGAACACGCUAGUUGGCACACCAAUCCGAAAGGGUAUCAGUGGUGGUCAGAAGCGUCGUGUAAGCGUUGCUAGUCAGCUUAUCACUUGUCCCAAAAUUCUGUUUCUGGAUGAGCCAACCAGUGGGCUGGAUUCGACUGCGAGCUUUGAAGUGAUGUCAUAUGCAAAGGAGCUGGCACGGGCCAACAAUAUAAUCAUUAUUGCCAGUAUCCAUCAGCCCUCGACCACGACCUUCCAGCUCUUCGAUAAGCUCCUUCUCCUUUCAGCCGGAAGAACAUGCUACUUUGGUCCAGUCCUUGCUGUGGAUAGUUACUUCAAUGACAUUGGUCAUCCAAUCCCGACGAACACCAAUCCAGCAGAGUUCCUGUUGGAUAUUGUCAGCGCUGACUUCAACAGCUCCAAGGAGUUGGCCCAGGAACGAGUUCAAGCCAUACAGUUUGCCUGGGCAGAGUCAGCAGCGAGCGAGGCAAUGAAUAGGAAAGUUUCAGACCGAGCCCGGUUGGUGGACAAGGAUGGUGAAAACGCACUGAUUGAUGACAUGGCUCGCCCUGGACCGUUGCUAAUCACUUCGGCUCUGCUUCAUCGUUCGUUUAUCAAGUCUUAUCGCGAUGUCGUUGCUUAUGGGAUUCGAAUCGUGAUGUAUCUUGGCUUGGCUAUUAUGAUGGGCACGGUGUGGCUUCGUCUUCACCCGUCGCAGGAGUAUAUUCAGCCGUUUAUCAAUGCUAUUUUCUUUGGCUCCGCAUUCAUGUCCUUCAUGGCCGUGGCAUACGUGCCAGCCUUCUUGGAAGACCGAGCAACGUUUGCAAAAGAGCGAGCCAACGGUCUGUACGGUGCAACACCCUUUAUGGUCUCGAACUUUCUCAUCGGCCUGCCCUUCCUGUUUAUUAUAUCAGUCCUAUUCUCGAUUAUUUCAUACUGGCUCUCCAACUUCCGACCCACGGGGGAAGCCUUCUUCACCUGGGUGAUGUGGAUAUUCCUCGACCUCGUGGCAGCAGAGUCCCUCGUCGUCUUCGUGACAGCCAUAUUCCCGAACUUCGUGAUCGCCUUGGCACUGGUAGCAUUUGCAAAUGGUCUAUGGAUGAGCGUUGGAGGGUUUCUGGUCGCGCCGACGAUUCUCAAUCCGUUUUGGAAAUAUGUGUUCCACUACAUCGAUUAUCAGGCAUACGUUUUCCAGGGCAUGAUGGUCAAUGAGUUUUCUGAGAGGACUUACUCUUGUGGUAAUCAGUGUCAGUGUAUGUACACCACUGAUUUGGCGGAUCAGUGUUUGAUCCGUGGGGAUGCGGUGCUGGAACAAUAUGGAUAUGCCGCUGAUCGGACAGCUAAAUGGGUUGGGAUUCUGAUUGGCAUCAUUGCUGUCUAUCGGCUGUUUGGAUGGAUUGCUCUGUAUCUGCGCAGAUACUGA
Penicillium arizonense is the source of this 1866-nucleotide messenger RNA. Its product is annotated as putative ABC transporter. The transcript has 8 exons. NCBI's taxonomy places the organism in Eukaryota, Fungi, Ascomycota, Eurotiomycetes, Eurotiales, Aspergillaceae. The record is from RefSeq and is a predicted model, not a curated record. Gene Ontology annotation, molecular function: ATP hydrolysis activity; ABC-type transporter activity; ATP binding. The coding region runs from base 1 to 1866 and encodes 621 amino acids. Gene Ontology annotation, cellular component: membrane.